Molecule: messenger RNA, 1299 nt
Organism: Nylanderia fulva
Lineage: Eukaryota; Metazoa; Arthropoda; Insecta; Hymenoptera; Formicidae
Source: RefSeq, a predicted model, not a curated record
AUGGCGCGUAAGCAGCUCGUCCGUGAGCAUAAGCUCUGCUCAAACUGCCUUGGCCGGCAUCAAUCUUCCGAGUGCUCUUCGAAGAAGACGUGUACAGCGUGUGGCAGUCGACAUCACUCCUCGCUUCACGAUGCAUUCCGGGAAGCCGAGGCCGCCACGACGUUUCACGUGGCUCAAGGCGCAGACUCUUCCUCCGCAACGGUGCUGCUCGCUACGGCUAGGGUCCGCGUCCUCGACUGCCACGGAAGCUGGCAGUCCGCUCGCGCUCUGAUCGACCAGGGCUCCGAAUCCUCCAUCAUUUCGGAGCGAUUAGCGCAGCGCUUACGACUCCCUAGAAGAGCAGCCGCCGUUAGUGUCUAUGGAGUCGGAGAGAAAAGGACCGGAGUGACAAAGGGGAGAAUGAGACUCACCCUGCAGUCGUGCAGAGGGGAAUCGCCCACCUUCGUCAACGCUUUAGUGCUGCCGAAGUUGACGCUGUUUUCCGGAGGAUGCCGCAGCAGUAGACGAACCUGGACCCAUCUGGAGGACCUGGAGCUCGCCGAUCCGGAAUUCUGCUCCUCGGACCCCGUCGACAUCCUACUGGAAGCCGACGUAUAUGGGACCAUCAUCCGUCAGGGUCUACGAAAAGGAGGUUCUAAGGAUCCAGUAGCUCAACAAACCUCGUUGGGCUGGAUUCUCUCAGGUACAGUUAGCUCGACGGCGCCCAGCCAACACAUCUCCGCUCAUCACUGCCAAAUCGAGGAGGACAUCACCUGCUUGGUGCGGCGGUUCUGGGAGCAGGAGGAAGUCCACCGGCCAUCUCCGACCCUCACCAAGGCGGAACUAGAGUGCGAGGAGCACUACCGCCGUCAUCACUCGCGCUCUCCUGACGGCAGGUACAUAGUGCGGCUGCCAACGAUCGAGUCUCUCCCGGAUCUGUCUGGGACUCGUCGCGCCGCCAGUCGUGCUCUGCAACAGACGGAGAAAAGGUUAGAGAAAGAUGCCGACUUUAAGGACAUGUACGUAGAGUUCAUGCAAAAGUACAAGGAACUGCGACAUAUGAUGCUUGCACCAGCGCCAGCUGAGCCACAACGAGGUACCUGUUACCUGCCGCAUCACGGGGUCCUGCGUCCGGACAGCACUUCCACUAAGCUGAGGGUCGUGUUCAACGGCUCGAGCUCCUUGCCGAACGGGGACUCUCUCAACCAAUUUCUUCUGACUGGACCGAAUCUGCUUCCUGCGCUGGCUGACAUCCUGCUGCAUCCUAGUGCAUCCGGACGAUCGAAGCCUGCAGCGAAUCCUGUGGAGAGACGACUCUAA